AUGACCAGAGCAUAUGGAAUAGUGCCUAGGAUUGAGCAUUAUGGUUGCUUGGUUGAUCUCCAGAGUCGCGCAGGACUAUUGAAAGAGGCUCAUGAGGUUAUCAUAAACAUGCCUAUGUUGCCAAAUGGGGUCAUUUGGGGGGCUCUGCUUGGUGGUUGCAGGCUUCAUAAGAACAUCGAAUUGGCUGAGAAAGCUAUGAAACAUAUUUCGGAAUUGAAUCCACUUAAUGAUGGAUACUACAUUGUUCUCUCGAAUGCUUAUGCAGAGGUGGGAAAAUGGGAAGAAGUAACGAAAAUCAGGAAGUUGAUGAAGAACAGAGGGGUGAAGAAAACGCCUGGAUGCAGUUCAAUCACAAUAGAUGGAACAGUUCAUGAGUUUGUAGCCGGGGAUGAGUCUCAUCCUGAAUGUGAUGAGAUAUUUGAGAUGUGGGAAAAACUAUUAGUGAAGAUGAAGGAAGAAGGGUAUGUGCCAAAUACUUCAGUUGUGCUUCUUGAUGUGGAAGAUAAAGAAAAGGAGAAGUUCCUGUUUCGCCAUACCGAAAAACUGGCACUUGUGUAUGGGUUGAUGAACACAAAACCUGGAAUGCCUAUUAGGAUUAUGAAGAAUCUUCGUGUGUGUGAGGAUUGUCAUGCUGCUUUCAAAAUACUAUCUGCCAUUGAAAAGAAAGAAAUUGUGGUGCGUGAUCGGAGUAGGUUUCAUUGUUUCAAAAAUGGUGAUUGUACAUGCAAGGAUUAUUGGUAG
Arachis stenosperma is the source of this 741-nucleotide messenger RNA. RefSeq names its product pentatricopeptide repeat-containing protein At5g66520-like. The record is from RefSeq and is a predicted model, not a curated record. Lineage: Eukaryota; Viridiplantae; Streptophyta; Magnoliopsida; Fabales; Fabaceae. The transcript has a single exon. Gene Ontology annotation, molecular function: zinc ion binding; RNA binding; protein binding. Gene Ontology annotation, biological process: RNA modification. Bases 1 to 741 code for a protein of 246 amino acids.